AUUCUGGAGUGGUGAGUGAGUGAAUUUAAGGAGUAAAUGAAAUGUUCUAGGGCUCCUAUAGGGAAAGACACCUGCUUCCUAACUUCUACUGGCUUUCGUAGGUGCUAAUACUUAGGGCCUGAUAUUCCAGCCUUCACAAGCAACAAGGUCCAACUCUAAUUCCAUAGGAUAAGAAACUUCAAAUAGAUUGCCCUCCAUGCCUUAUGAGUCAAUGAUAACAUCAGCUCAUAUUUGGGAGAUGUCUUGCAGUGAAUAUCAUUUUAGUCAAAACCGUCUAGGUUCCUUGAUGAAAUGGUAAGAAUACUAUCUUUUUUUAAGUUUUAAAGGUCCAUAAAUCAAGUAAAAUUUCAAUAUUAUUUUCACAAAUUGCAGGUACCGGGAGGCUGUUCACAAAUGGGAUGAAGCACUUCAGUUAACCCCAGAAGAUGCUACUCUUUAUGAAAUGAAGUCGCAGGUCCUCAUGUCCUUGCAUGAAAUGUUCCCUGCGGUGCUUGCAGCAGAAAUGGCAGUCCAGCGAGAUCCUCAUUCUUGGGAGGCAUGGCAGACAUUGGGACGUGCCCAGCUCGGAUUAGGAGAAAUUGCACUGGCAAUCCGAAGUUUCCAGAUCGCCUUGCAUAUCUGCCCACUAAGCCCUGAACUAUGGAAUGAAGAUCUCUCUUGGGCAAGAAAGUUGCAGAGAGAGAAAGCAGCCAAAAUGGAGGCAGGCACGGAAAGAACAGCUACUCAGCAAGAGACGUCAAAUGAACCAAUUCCAGAUUAUGAUUUUGAAAGUGAUGAGAUUGUGGCUGUUUGUGCAGCCAUUGCAGAGAAGGAGAAAACCACAUUGGCCUCUAAAACUGUUGUGAUUGUGUCUGCUUCAGGUGCAGUUGAAACUGUGACAGAAAAGGAGGAGUGUGCAACAACCCCUGAUGGGACUGUUUUUAUCAAAGCACGAUAAACAGCCUCAGCGGUUCAGUUAACAGCUGUGUCCUUGAGGUUCGUUCCUUGCUUUUCAUCUUGGUUCUGCUGCAGCCUUGUCAUGGAUUGUUGGAGCGUUGGAGUUCCCUUGCCCUUUGCACCAAGAUAAGCCCCAGUGCAUCUCGUUGGACUUCAUUUCUUGAGCUGUUUGCUAUUAAAACGGGAGAAACCUAGGCAGCCACACAUGGAUUGCAAUUUGAAUGCUGCCAUAUAGAAAUGGUCUGUAACAGGGAAUGGGGCUGAGCAGCAUUUGGUGGAAGCAUCCGGCCUUCCUUGGCUGGGUCUGACAGUGGCAGCUUUCUGGAGCUGGAAGCUGGGUGUGCACCCAUAAUCCGGUAAACGAUCCCUCAUUAUGUUUUCCUGUUAGGGUUUGAAAGCAACUGUAGUUUUUAAAAUCAUUAUUGCAAUUUUGAAAUAAAACUUUAAGUGAAAGUUGUGAAGAAACAAGCUGAAAUGCAGUGUUCUCAGUAGUAUUUACUCUUAUCCUAAUGCUACAUAUCUCAGUUAUUAUUCAGGGGUGAUCAAAUUUUAGUAUAUUCAAUACGCACAAAAGAUGCUGCAUAAUUCGUGCUCUUUUGUGAUUAUCUUCUCUUUUGUGAUUAUUCCAAUGCAUUUGCUUUGUAACUAAAUCUGCCUCACAAGUACUUUCCAGAUAAAACCUUUAAUACAAAUGAGCCCUUAGUAGUGACACUGCAGUCUUUAAAACAGAGGCAUUAUUAGAUUGUUUUCCUCCAGCAGGUGCACUUGCAAUAAAGUAUUUAUUACACAGAGCUGGGUAGAACCUGUUGACUUCGUUAGGAAAAUAUAGAUGAGUGUUCCUAUUAGCAAAAAUAGUUCCUAGCAAUCUUCUUUUGUAAUAAUACAACUUAUGCAUGUUUUUUGGUAAAGUUUUCCAUAUAUCCAGGAUUAAAUCCAGUGGCAUGCAAGCAGGUUUUCCAGAUCCAACCAGAGAGUUUUGAGGGUGCACACAGGACUGUAGUAGGGCAGAGAAACUGUUCUCUUCCCGGUUUCUGUUAUCCCAUUGGGUGAUUAACAUAAGAUCCAAUGCCAAGGCUUUAGCUCAGAGCAUUAUCUCUUUUUCCUGAAGAGUAACAAAUGUGUAACUUACUCAGGCAUGGCUGUUUGCAUCCAGUCCUAUCCAUGUUCCUUCAAAAUUCCUACAAAUUUUAAAGGGACUUACUCCCAAGUAAAUGUGCAUGGGAUUAUUGCCCAUGAGAAGUACUGGGAAUUAGAGCCAAUUUUCUGAGCAUCCUUCAGUGUGGUAUGUGCCAUUGUGAACUCAUCUAAGCAUAUUAAGUUUUCCUUAUUUCGGUUUCUCCACAAAAUUAUAUACAUUAUUUAUACAAAGUCAGUGCUUUCUUUCUCCAAUAUUUGAUUUGAUAUCUCAUAAGAAGCACCCUUAUCAUAUUCUUUGAUCAUUUAUAUGCUAGCAAAAUAAUUGGUUUUAUUUGAACAUUAUCUCAUUUCCUAUGAUGGGUUAUGUUUUGCAUGCUUAGGUUUAUUUUUAGGUUGUCAUGGAAUAUACCUAAUUUGUAAUUAAAGUUUGCUUGCUAUGUAAACAAAAUCUUUGUUUAAAAUAUACAUGGUCUAAAAAUGCAGAGUUCAUGUACUAAACCAAUUUGAGAUGCAUACUUCAUGCUAAGUAAAUAACUAAAUUCUGCACCCAGGCAAUUCAAGAUUCUGCACCAAGAGAAAGUGACUACUGUGGUAGGAAUUAAGAUAGACAAUAUUUGCAUAAUUUCUCUUCUUGUUCUGUGCUUGGUUCAGCAAUGUUUAUUGUUUUGUAAUACCAGUCCAUUUUAUUUUUUUGCACAGGUGAGUAGUAAGACUAGGAGUAACAUGGAGUGAUGAAGUUCCUGACCCCUGAACAUUUGGCUAAGCCACUCCCCUCCCUUGUGAGAUUUCAGCAGGCCUUGCCCAUGUAAUUUCAAGUAUCUGUUUUCCCUGUUUGCUUCCUUUUGCUUCCUUUUUUAAGGGAAGUAUUGUGAACCUGAAUUCUCUGUGCCCAGAAUCACCUUCUGGAGUUAUUUUGCAGACCCACCAAAUGUACCAUAUUCUGCUGGUCAGCAGCAGGUCUUCUGGACAGUUAAAGUCAGGUGAAAUUCCUGGGCUCCAGUUCCUGGGCUCCCAGAGAGUUGUCCAAACGCUGCUGUUGUUCCCUCAAUAUACUGCAUUGCCUUGGUUGGCCACUGAAGGGUCAGAGCAACAAUACAACAACAGGACUCACCUCAAGGAGCUUACACAGUAGCUUUCCUUUCCAUAGGAGUAGUGCAGAGCUGAAACUACCCAGGACAUCUGGGGACACCCAUGGGCCUGUGUUACAUGAGGAAACACUUGCGUGGCCUGAGCCAAAACCUGGAUGCUUCCAGCAUCAGUUUCUCCAAUCACAGGAGCACUUCCCUCCAUGUGCAGCAGUUGCUACAACUGUAUUGCCACCAACAACCCAUUUCCAUUUUUCUGCGUGUGAAUAUGUAACAUGGGUUAGACUUGCUUAUGUGGAGGAGACCAUAUCUGUGUGAACUGGCCAUUUCAUCAUCCAUGUUAGGAUUUACGUGUGGUGUAUGCACCCAUCCUAUAAAAAUACGUGCGUGCUAGGAAAUAUAGCUUGCUUUCUGUGGGCACAGAUUCCUGUUCCUAGCUCUACCUGGAAAUCUUCCCAAGGCUGGCUUAUGCUAAUGAACAGACACCAGAACAUUGGUGGCCCAGGAAUCCUUCCUGUUUGUGCCUUUGCUCAGUUUGUGCCUUGCUCAGUCAGUUAUUGAGCAUUGUCAAGGCACAUGUCAUGUCUUUGAAUUUAACUUGCUAAAAAUAUCCCGUUGUCAGGCUUUUAAAGCAAGCAGAUGGGCUGCGUGUGUACCAAAUAUUAGCUAGCUAAUGUGCAAAUAACCUAUUUUGUGGUGUGCUUCACAGGCUUGGUUUUGGGAGAGAUGUCUAAACAUCCUACUUUUCAGUCUUCCAUCAUCACCAAUGUGUCUGAUUGCUUCAUGUGUGACAAAUUUUAGCUAUCUCCCUAGAUAUCCUAACAAAUUAUAGUUUCUAGAGGAGUAGCCAUGAUUCUGUUGCAGAAAAAGCAGCAAAAAGUCUUGUGACACUUUAAAAGACUAACACAUUUAUUAUGGCAUAAGCUUUCAUCCAAAGCAGAAAAUGCCAUCCUGGGUUGAGAGAUAGAUACAUAAGCGCACAGAGAGAAAUAUGAUUUUACCACUAACCUUCUUCUUCAUCUACUGACCCAUGUGGUAUAUUUUGAAAUUUUUCUUCUUGCUUUAAUAUUUAUUAUGAUGCCUUGGAGGUCUCUUUUGGGCUCAGAGGCAGCUAAGUAAAUACCCCAUGCCUGUGGGUGAUCUUGGCCUUAUUCUGCAGUGAAAUGCCUUUGCACUUAGACUCAUGCAUUUUUAGCCCAGAGGAAACUUUGCACUGUAGUGACAAUUAUAUAGAUUACCAUACUUAUUUUGGUAAGCUUUGUGCUGUACAUGUGUUAGCCGAAGCAUUCUGUGCCUAUGUUCUUCCAGGACGGAAUGUGCAAUUCCACCUUUUCCCAUAUGAGCCUGCCCAAGUUUCCAGGUCUUUGGAAGGGGCCCGUCCUGUGGUACUGGUGUCUUCAGAUGCUUGCUUGGUGGUGACUGCUCCCAGGCUAUGGAACUCCCUGCUGGGAAAGCUUGGGUUGGCUCCCCCUCUGUUGUCCUUGAAUAAAGCAAUAAAGAUUGCUUUAUUCAGGCAGGCUUUGGCAUGUAAGCUGGGUUGGAUGCGGUUCUAUUCUACUCUUUGUGUUUUAAGUAGUACUUUCAAGGUAUUGGUUUCAUGUUUUUAUUUAUCUAUGACAGUACUGUUUUUAUUAGGAAGGCAGGACACAAAUCAAAGGAAUUAAUUGCCCUAAAUAAAAACUGCAUGAAUGUUCUUUGCCCUGCUGAUUGGACUGGGCAGAGAAUGUGUUGAGGGAAAAUUGAACGGUUAGGUCUGAAAAGGAGUACACAAAUGAUGAACUCACAUUGACUUCUGCACUUCAGUGACAUGUCUGCAUUUAAUUGUGAUUUCCAAAAGAGAUGGGUGCCACUACAGACAGUUUCACAAACUGUUAUCACUGACAUUCAGGCUCAGAAUUCUAAUUCCAACAGAAAGCAAUUCAUGUGAAAACAAGUUAAGCAAGGUCACGUGCUUGGUAUUUUGCUGGCAAAAACCAGACCUGCAACUUACAAAUACUAGACCUCUGUACAGCAUAACAACAACACUGAGACACAAAAAUCUAACCCUUCGGUGCACACAGCACAGAAUUUCAUCUCGCCUGUAGCAGCUGCCUGCUUUUGGUGAGGUCAAGCCUUAGGCUUAAUGGUUCAUCUGGUAUCCCAGCAGUCACAGCUUGUAAUAAAUAUGCCUUCAUUAUUUA
Messenger RNA from Varanus komodoensis (Komodo dragon), 5338 nucleotides. RefSeq names its product tetratricopeptide repeat domain 33 (gene TTC33). The record is from RefSeq and is a predicted model, not a curated record. Lineage: Eukaryota; Metazoa; Chordata; Lepidosauria; Squamata; Varanidae. Bases 443 to 937 code for a protein of 164 amino acids. Gene Ontology annotation, molecular function: protein binding. The transcript is spliced from 3 exons.